UCUGUCUCCUCCCCGCGCUGCAUCGAUGCACUUGUAGGCUAAACAGCUGUCUCACUUUGCUUUCUGCGUGUCUGACGAGGCGAGAACCCCGAAGGUACUGACACCUUCAUCAUCAUCAUCCUCCUCCUCUUCCACCUCGUCGUGGUGCCGCAGCAGCCAAAGCGGUGAGUGCGUCCUGCAGCAGCAGCAGCAACAACAGCAGCAGUAACGGCACCUGUCUAUUUUUUCCCAGGACAGGCUUUUUUUUCUUUUUUUUUCUUUUUUAACUGUCUUAGGAGUGAAAACAAGGUAGAAACACAGAACCGUAAAUGCCGAUGGCUCCAUGUGCAGACAUUUGCGCCGGUGAAAAUUAGGCAUCGAGCCCUUGAUGAAGCACGGUGACGCUGUGGGGAGCAUUUUUAGUGCAUCCCUUUGAAAACACACAGGCACACACACACAUGAAGAUAGCGAGGAGCCUUUUGGAUGCAAACACUUCCCAGGGGAUGAUGAGAGGCUUCCUGCUGACUGCAAUCUUUCUGUUGCCCUUGGUGGCUUCCGAGUCUGAGCACUGCGUAAUAAAGCGUGAACAUGAUAAAUGCAUGGAGAGGAUCGCAAUGCACAAAUCAGAUGGAGAAGAAUAUGCAUGUGAUUGGAUGUGGGACAAUCUUACCUGCUGGCAAGCGGCCAAUGUUGGGGAGGUUGUGGAGGUUAACUGUCCGGAGCUCCUUCAUGACUACACGGUCCCUGAAGAUGAAAUGGGGAAGGUCAGUCGUAACUGUACUGAGUAUGGAUGGUCAGAACCUUUUCCUCACUAUGCGGAAGUCUGUUUCUUCUAUGACAACACUACCAAACUUGAUCCAUACUACGCAUCAGUCAAAGCCCUCUACACAGUCGGCUACAGCACGUCGCUUGUGUCUCUGACCACAGCCAUGGUUAUUCUCUGCAGGUUCAGGAAGCUCCACUGCACCAGGAACUUUAUUCACAUGAAUCUGUUUGUGUCCUUCAUUUUGAGAGCCAUCUCAGUCUUCAUCAAGGACGGCGUGUUGUACGCUCAGGAAGACAGCGACCAUUGCUUCGUGGACACAGUGGCAUGUAAAGCAGUGAUGGUUUUCUUCCAUUACUGUGUCAUGUCCAACUAUUUCUGGCUGUUCAUUGAAGGUCUGUAUCUCUUCACUCUGCUGGUAGAGACUUUCUUUCCCGAGAGACGCUACUUCUACUGGUAUACCAUUGUUGGGUGGGGAACUCCCACAAUUUGUGUGACUGUUUGGGCUGUUCUGAGGCUCCAUUUUCAUGACACUGGAUGCUGGGAUACGAAUGAGAACACUGCCCUCUGGUGGGUGAUCAAAGGACCUGUGGUGGCAUCUAUAAUGAUCAAUUUCGUCCUCUUCAUUGGAAUAAUCGUGAUCCUGGUCCAGAAGCUGCAGUCGCCUGAUAUCGGAGGAAAUGAAUCGAGCAUUUACCUCAGCUGUGCUCAGAAAUGCUUCAGUGAGCCCACACAGGCUGUUCAGCAUUCGUGCAGGAUGUCAGAGUUAUCCACCAUCACACUGCGUCUGGCACGCUCCACCCUCCUGCUCAUCCCUCUCUUUGGUAUUCACUACACCGUGUUCGCCUUCUCGCCUGAAGAUGUCAGCAAGAGGGAGAGGCUUGUGUUUGAGCUGGGCCUUGGAUCCUUCCAGGGCUUUGUGGUAGCUGUCCUCUACUGUUUCCUCAAUGGAGAGUUUCUCCCUGAAGGUGCAAUCGGAGAUCAAGAGGAAAUGGCGCAGCUGGACGGUGAACCGGUACUUUGCUGUGGACCUGAAGCAGCAGAGGCAUCCUUCGUUGGCCAGCAGUGGAGUGAACGGCGGGACUCAACUGUCAAUCCUCAGCAAGAGCAGCUCGCAGAUACGCAUGUCGAGCCCGCUGGCGGAGAAUGCCAACAUCAGCCUCCCGACCUGAGCAUCUGAUUUGCUAGAAUCAACUUCAAGGUGCCGUUCCACUUAUCUACAUCAGACCAACCAGAGCAGACCAAAGUGGCCCCUCAAACCUCUUGCAUGUAGUUAAUUCACCUUUAGAAAAUGAAUCUUUCUGAAAACAUUUACUGGAGAUUUUAUGUCUUUAUAAUUUAAUAUUGAAGUAAUAUAUUUAAUUUAUCUCACUACCUUAGACUACUUUAGGUUGCAAUUUUUAUGAGUAAUGACUUUUUUGCAUAACUUAAAUUACAUUUUAUUGAUUUAAACUCUCUUUAUAUAAUAUUUCCCCCUUUUAUUGUUUUAUUUACAUUCAGAUAGGAGAUGGUGCCACAAGAGACACUACUAAAAUAAUAAUAAUAAUACAUUUUAAGAAAUAAAUAGCUUGAUAUAAAGUAUGGGGUCACAUUUGGCUGUUGGUGUAAAGUAAAUGUGCUUCAAAGUGCCACACUGGUUGCCUGACUGGAUUUCAUUACAGCCCAAAGUUAAUUAUCAACCAAACGUUCGCCUUGCUUGUAAAAAAAAUGCUCAUUGUUUAAAUGUUUUGUCUUGAAUUUAAACAUUUUCUACUUUCAGCCGUAAGUACAGAGUAUGUCAAAAUAUAACUUAUAUAUAAAGAAAAAAAAACAACUCAUGGAUUGUGUAAAUAGUGACUUUUAGUGUCUAGAUCAGAAUUUCUUUAUUUAGGAUAACGCAGUAUUGUUAUGACCUUUUCAAAUAAAAGGAACUGGAGCCCAGAUCUGUAGACUACAUCCCAUAUCCAGAGGACCCAGAAGAUCCUGCCCACUCUAGUCUGGACUAUUUUUUGUAUGAAAUGAAAAAUAAAAACACAUACAGUAUAUAUAAAAGAGAUGUGAACGAGCAGUGUUUCCCAACCUUGGGAAUCCCAAGAUUAGAUUGAAUUAGAGGGACUGUGAGAUGUUAGCCAUAAUGUGGACAUUAAUAUUGGUUUGUUUUUCCUUCUAGUUCCUCAUCUUGAUGCUUAAAAUAAGCAGCCUGUCCUCACAGAGUGUGAUGAUGGGUUGUGAGUUGACUUAAUUUUGUUUUAAGCGGUUACAGAUCAGAAAGGUUGGGAACCACUGACCUACUAUCUAAACCAACUAGAGCCUUUAGCUGCUCUACUAGUGGAGCUCGAGUCCCCUUUUCCCUUUUCAGACAGAUUUAUUUUGCCAACUGUGAACAUAAACAGUACAUGUGCCAUGUAGUGGAUGCUUUCACCCAAAGCUCUUCUUAGUGCCAUGAGUUUAAAUGUACAUCGUUUUAUUGUAGGGGAGAGAAUCCCACUGUCAACAUGCUCUUAAACAUAACAAAUUUCAUUGUGUCUUGAUCUCUUUCCUCCAAGCUUGAGACCAUUGUGCCAUAAUAAAUUGUUCCUACUCUAAUUUUAACCAUCCUACGCUCAUAUUCCAAAGUGCCUAGUCGGUCACAAAUAUCUAUCAUUUUUACAUUUUUACAGGUAAUCUAAAGGUGCAGCGAGUCAUUUCAAAGAAUGUACAGAGUGGUGGAUUUUGGUGUGGAUUGAAAAAAAUAUGCUUUUUUCCAUUGUGUGUCUCAAAACUUUAUUAGUGAAUUUCUCAUCAUUGUCAGUUUAUUAACUUACAUAUAGUGUAAAAAGAGUACUGCUGAGUAGUUUUCCAUAAUUUUUAUUUAUUUUAUUUAUCUCUUGGUUUACAACCAUGAUGAAUCUACAACACUCAUUUUAGCAGCAAUGUGAAACAUAAAUGGCUUCAAAACAAAAAGACAACAACAAGUGGUGUAACAGUCAACAUUAAAUGCUUUAAUGUGACAGCUCUUGACAAUCGCUGAAUUUUGCUCAUUUUUCUGUUUUGUUUGUGCAAAAAACAGGCUGAGAAACAAUAAUUGUACAAGUGGGAAAAUUAUUUAAUAGAAUAAAAUGUGAAAUGAUGUAAACAAAAAUUUUUUCACCAUAUUUAUUUUAUGUACCGUCAUAGUUGGAUUGUAAGAAUGUAGAAUCUUUGAGCAAUGAAUUGAUGACACUUUACAGACAAGGAUGUAUAUUUAUUUUCCAUGAAAUGGUGCCAUGUAAAGUGACUAUAUGUACAGUAUACAUGCUUUUUUUGUGCAUAAAACAUAGUUGUGGUUCUAAUGUAUGAUUUCAUUAUUUUGAGUGAUGUGGCGUUCUUGGUCUAAGUGCCAUAAAUGUAGUGUCAUAAGAAGUGAGAGUGGGAGACGCAUAGCCAAGUCUCUCACUCUAGAGAAAGACAAAAAACACAAGAAGCAGAUGCAACCUCUGAAAAGUAACAUUAUAUCAAAUGCAUCAUCUUUGCAGCUUGUGGACAGUAGAGUGAGGACAACAGACAGGGGACAUGAUUUUAUUCAAAUAGAUUUUUAGAGGUGGAACAACUGCAACAGACAAAACACAAAGUGUGUAAGAGAGUGUGACUUUAAACACAAACACUCUGCUGCUGCUUAAGUGUUUCUAUCACCAGCCGUCACUCUGAGUGUUAAACAGCUCAGAUGUAAACGACCAUGUCUCAAAGCUGUUACUGUAUGUGAAAAAAAGAAGAGUAAAAAUGACUCCUUGCUCAUUUCUGUGCUGUGUAUUUGUCUACCACAGGGUGGCAGUAAAAUGUUAAGGAGAGUGGAAAAAUUUGACAGGCACCGUUUUGCUCAUGUUUAGAAAUGUAGGAUAGGGGAUAGAGAUGCUUAUGUGCCAUAUUUUUAUUCUUUUUCUACAUCUGUUUUUGUGACAAGCCCAACAUUUUGAUGUCCAUACUAAAACUUAAAUUAACAUUGUUUUGUUUUUUCAAAGUAAAAAUAUGUGUUUUUUUAUCAUGCCAUAUCUCAAAUUCCUCCCCUUCACUUUAGUGAACUGUGAACUGUGUGAGUUUUUAACCAUACUGUGAGAUUAGAGGAAAUCUGGAGAAUUUGUUUUGAUUCUUAGCACUAGAAGAAAACUGAGAAUUAUAGCUUUUAGCUAAAUUUUGGCUAAAAGAGACCACACUGCUUUUCAUAAACCUCUUCUUGCAUUUAUUUUAGAAUUAUUAUAACAAACUAAUGUAUCAAAGAGAAACCCUGAUUUUUUUAAAAUAUUAUAUAUAGAGAUAUAUAAUAGCGUGAUAACACGCUUAUAUCUGUAUGCUAGAAAAAAAAGCUACAUCCAGUGAUUAGGGAAACAGCUAGCCUCUGAUCCUCAUUUAACUCCCUAUUUUAUACCCAGACCAAAAAUACAAUAUAUAUAUAAUUUAUGAAUAAUCCUAAAAGGCUGUUUCCCAUACCUAGUAGAAUUCUACUAGCUGGAAGUGACUUUUUACUAGAAGAGAAAUCCCCCCUUAGCUAAAUAAGCUACCUGGACAGCAAGCUAAUAUCUUGUCUUUUUGCCAGCAUUUUUAGCAUCAAUCUCAUUUAACUUUCUGCAAAAUUUAAAAAAAAAAAAAGUAAAUGAGUGUUUCUAAAACUGAUUUAAAAAAUAUUUUGACUGUAAUUAUUCUAUGUGGCAUAUCUCUGUGUUAAGAUGCUGUUACUUUGGCGGUUGUGCUUGUUGAGCCGGUUUUAUGACGUUUUGAGUGUCUGUUAAGUCUUGAUUGCCAAUGAAUUGAAUGUACCGUUGUCGCUCAGCUGCUCUUAAAUGUUGCCUGCUAUGAAUUUGCCAUAGUGUACAAAUGAUGUCUUUUCUUUAUCAUGUAUGCAUACUUUUGGCACACAGGUGGACCUCUUGACUAAGACCUGUAGUGUUUGUGGCUGUGAUUUUGUACAUUUCUUUAUGUACCAGUUUUCAGUGUGUGUGUGUGUGUGUGUGUGUGCGCGUGCGUCUGUGUUUGAAAGUUGGAGACUGUAAUCUGUAUGCAUGUGUAUGUAAUGACAAGCAUUUAAAUAUAUGUAAAUUCUCAGUUUAAUGAAGAAAAAAUAUCUAUGAACUUUCAUCAAAGUUAAGUUCUACCUGUGACAGUGUGCCAUGUGUAACAAGCGUUCUGGUGUCCAACAUUAAUGUCUCCAGUUGUGUAAAAUUGACUGCAAAAUAAACUUAUCGGUGGUAAGUUGUUGUAUUUGCAAAGAGUGUGAUUCAUUUUAAACUUUAUUCAAAGAUGGAAGAUUUACUUACAUUUACUAUCGGUGUAAGAAGUUUACAUACACAUGGGUGUGAAUGUCAUGGCAGUUUGGGGCUUUUAAUAAUUUCUUUGAAU
Pelmatolapia mariae (spotted tilapia) is the source of this 6070-nucleotide messenger RNA. Its product is annotated as pituitary adenylate cyclase-activating polypeptide type I receptor-like. Gene Ontology annotation, molecular function: G protein-coupled peptide receptor activity; peptide hormone binding; vasoactive intestinal polypeptide receptor activity. The transcript is spliced from 15 exons. Bases 438 to 1922 code for a protein of 494 amino acids. Gene Ontology annotation, biological process: cell surface receptor signaling pathway; adenylate cyclase-modulating G protein-coupled receptor signaling pathway. The record is from RefSeq and is a predicted model, not a curated record. Lineage: Eukaryota; Metazoa; Chordata; Actinopteri; Cichliformes; Cichlidae. Gene Ontology annotation, cellular component: plasma membrane.